This is a messenger RNA of Monopterus albus (swamp eel), 2669 nucleotides long. RefSeq names its product SH3 and cysteine-rich domain-containing protein 2-like. The transcript has 12 exons. Gene Ontology annotation, biological process: positive regulation of protein localization to plasma membrane; skeletal muscle contraction; positive regulation of voltage-gated calcium channel activity. Gene Ontology annotation, molecular function: protein binding. Bases 302 to 1558 code for a protein of 418 amino acids. The record is from RefSeq and is a predicted model, not a curated record. NCBI's taxonomy places the organism in Eukaryota, Metazoa, Chordata, Actinopteri, Synbranchiformes, Synbranchidae.
GUAAGAGCGCGCGUGUGCACGAGGGGAUGGGAGAGGAGCGAGGAAGAGGAGAGAAGUGAAGUGGCUGUAGCUACGGGAUGGUUUGCUCCACGAAAGAUAUAUUUCAUUGUUACUUCCUGCACCAUUUUGGAGUCUAAAACCCGAAAACAAUACGCAUCUUUUCGACGGAAUACCUUAUUGUACUUAAAAGCAAAUUCUCAAAUGGAUGCUGCAGACGAAAGAUGACUUGAAACUAGCUCUACCUCUUUAGUGUAGAGACUGUGACGAUUUGUAAACCCCUGUGAGUAUUUUCUGAUCUGAGAUGACGGAAAUCAGUGACAAGGAGAACGAACCACAAAACAGGGACCUUCACCGACCACAGGCCACUGUGCCCAGCCAACCUGAAUCAAAGUUGCAGCGGCUGAAGCGCUCCCUGUCCUUCAAAUCAGUCAUGCGCAGCAAGAGUGUGGACAACUUUUUCCAACGCAGUAAUGGUGAAUCUCGUCUCCCAUCAGCCCUUAUAACCACUCCGCCACCCUUGCCAUCUCCUUCCCCCUUUUCCGAGUCCCCCCUGGCCUACGAGCGCUCUCCUUCUCUAUCCCCUUCUAUAAGUCCCAACCCUUCACUGUCAUCGCAUUCACCAUCUAUCAGUCCCUCUCAGUGCAUCCCCUCCAAAACCCAGCCAAAGUCUCAGGUCCAGCCAGUGCAGCCGCCCAAAACCCACUGUUUCCAGGAGCACGUCUUCCGUAGACCUACGAGCUGCCAGCGAUGUAAACACAUGAUCCAAGGGAACUCCAAGCAGGGGCUGCGUUGUAAAGCCUGUAAACUGGCAGCCCACCUCUGGUGCUCAUCAGAGCUCUCCCAGCAGGCCUGUAAUGGCAAGACAGGAGCUUUCAAGAGAAACUUCAGUUCUCCUCUGCUAACCAUCGAUUCGCUGGGUGUGGUCAGAGAGGCUCCUGCUGCUCAGGAGGCAGAUAACUGCACUGUCGACCCUGUGUACGAGGCGCUUCGCUAUGGGACGUCACUGGCUCAGAUGAGUCGCUCAAGUUUUGGCAGCAUCUCGGAGUCGCCCUGUCAUGAAGCAGAAAAACUGCAGGACAAACUAGAAAACCAGCCUAUAGCAGAAGAGGAAAACAUCCCAGGAAUGCUAACCCCUCCUGAAAGUGAGAAGGCCGAUUCAGAAGACAGGGUCAGCCUGAAGACUCCCAAACGAGCAGAGCUUCACUCCAUCAACACCUAUGUGGCCCUAUACAAGUUCCUGCCUCAGGAGAAGGACGAUUUGGAGCUACAGCCUGGUGACAGAGUUCAAGUCACAGAUGACUCAAACGAGGACUGGUGGAAGGGGAAAAGCAGAGACAAGGUAGGAUUUUUCCCGGCCAACUUUGUGCAACGAAUUCGCGCCGGUGAGCGGGUGUGGAAGGUCACCACCGGUUCCCACGGCAACCGAGACAAAGGCCAGAUGACUGUGAAAGAGGCCCAGAUCUGUGUGGGGAAGAAUGAGGAGAUUGAUGGUUUCCUUCGACUGAGCAGUGGGAAGAAGAGAGGCUUGGUCCCUGUGAAGUACCUGCUAGAAAUAUGAUGGUAGUGCACUUUGCUUUGACUCUCAGUUUGAUAAAGUUCACUUUGAUGGAGGAAUACUCAGGAGUGUUUACCCAACACCUCACUGACCGCCAGCUACACACCACCACCUCUCCAAAAAGUGGCCGAAAAUUUAAGUAGAGGACAACCCACAACUUUGCUUUAUACUGCAGAAGACUGAAGGUUAACAUUUAAUGGAGUUGGGACUUUUUCUUUUGGGCUACUUUUCUGGUAGCAGAACUUUGCUUUUUGUGUUUUAUGCAUACAACAGAAAUGUAGCAUCAUAUUGGAAAGGAUAGUGUGCAGGAAGUCUGGCUACCUCAUAGCCAUCUCCAUUGGCCAUCAGUCUGUGAAAAAGGAGAUUACUAGCGACUACUUUAUUAUGAUGUCAAGGCUGUCCAACCUAAAGGACUCUGUGAGCAAACUGUUUUCAAUACAUUGUAUGUGGAGAGAGAACACGAUUAUGAAAGACUGUAGCUGUUUAUUGUAGUGGCUUAUGCAAGCACUUUUUGGUUGGGUUUUUUGUCUGAGGCAGAUUUGGUUUAGUAGAUUGUACUGUAUGCGCAGACUGCAGCUCAUAUGCAUGUGUCUGCUAGAUAUAAUGGAUAGAUGAUGUGCACGUAUCACCCCUGAUCUGAUAGGAAAAUGAUAAAAUGAUUCAGGUAUUACAUUAUGUAAAAAAAAAAAAAAAAAAAAGGCUACAUUUUGGUCAAAUAAGUCAUAACACACAAACAGACAUUCUGGGGUUUCUGGCUGUCUUACUCUCCUCCAGCGAUUAGAUUACAGCACAUUUUUCUCUUCACAGCUUCGAUGUGACAAAUGCUUUGCAUGCACCUCGGGGAGCUUUUUUUCUCAGUAUGCCCUUCAAUCACACUCUGUCUAAACACGAACAUACACAGAUUUUAUAGCUCACCCUGUUCCAUGUAACUCUAAAACUAACCACUAGUCUGUUUCUUCUCAUAAUAUUCUCAGCAUUGUUUGGCUCUGUGUUAGUGUCUAAUAAUAUUUGCUGUCAUACCUGGUUGUGUACUACAACAUGAGGAUGAUGUGCUGUCUUGAAAUUUUGAUGUAAUGGACUUGAUUUUCUUCCACUGUAGAGCAGAGAAAAGAAA